UGUGCUGGACUCUACUGGUCUGUGCUGGACUCUACUGGUCUGUAGUGGACUCAACUGGUCUAAAUUGGACUCUACUGGUCUCUACUGGACUAUACUGGACUCUACUGGUCUGUAGUGGUCUGUACUGGGUUCUACUGGUCUAAACUGGAUUCUACUGGUCUGUACUAGACUCUACUGGACUCUACUGGUCUGUACUGGUUUGUAUUGCUCUGUACUGGGCUCUACUGGUCUGUAUUGGACUGAACUGGGAGGAGGUUGAACAGUGUCUGGACUGAGUGGACCCGGCACAGGAGGAGGUCUGGAUGGAUGGAUUCCAGGCAUACGGGGCGGGAAAGACGGGCGGAGCUUUCGACCCGCUGACCUUCAUCAGACAACCACAGACUGUGGUGAGGAUCCUCUGCUGGCUGUUCUCCAUUGUGGUUCUCGGCUGCGUGGCUAAUGAGGGUUACCUGAACCGUCCUGAUGAGGUCGAGGAAUUCUGCAUCUUCAACCGCAACCAGAACGCCUGCAGCUACGCCGUCGCCAUGGGAACACUGUGUUUCCUUUGUAGCACCGGCUUCCUGGCGCUGGACAUUUACUUCCCUCAGAUCAGCGGCGUGAAGGACAGGAAGAAGGCCGUGAUGGCGGACAUCGCGGUGUCAGCCUUCUGGUCCCUGCUGUGGUUUGUGGGUUUCUGCUUUCUGGCCAAUCAAUGGCAGGUUUCUAAAGAAGAAGACAACCCUCUUCAGGAAGGAGUCACUGCUGCCAGGGCCGCCAUUGUGUUCUCCUUCUUCUCUGUGUUCACCUGGGGAGGUCUCACUCUGCUGUCGUUGGAGCGUCUGAAGAGAGUCUCGUUUGAAGAGGAGUACAACAAACUGUUCAGCCCGCCGCUCGCCUGAAACACACACACACACAUUAAACAUCACCUCUCUCCUUCAGCCAAUCAGAGACCACUGUUCCAGUGUUUCCUGUUUCCUCGUGGCCUCUGUCUGGACUCUGAUUGGCCGCUCUAAGUGCCUCUCUUUUAAAGUGCCUUACUGUCACCAUGGUGACAGCAUCACAGCAUUGUUUUCUUCCUCAGAUUGCCACAGCAGAUCUUUAAAGGUUCCCUCAAACUAAACUUCAUGUGUU
Molecule: messenger RNA, 1110 nt
Organism: Thunnus maccoyii (southern bluefin tuna)
Lineage: Eukaryota; Metazoa; Chordata; Actinopteri; Scombriformes; Scombridae
Gene: syngr1a
Product: synaptogyrin 1a
Exons: 4
Coding region: 303-878 (191 amino acids)
Cellular component (GO): neuromuscular junction; synaptic vesicle membrane
Source: RefSeq, a predicted model, not a curated record